GUUUCUGACAGCUUAACCCGUCUUCCACACAACACGAUGGAUGAUCUUUACGAUGAAUUCGGCAAUUACAUCGGAGAGGCUGCAGAUUCAGAUGAAGAGGCUCAGCACGAGGAAGUGAAGCCGCAAGCUUUUGCCUUCGAUGAAGCCUUUGGAGAGGGGGAAGAUGAGGAAUUAGAUGAGCAGCAGUCUAUGGAGGUGGACGAAGGUCCAUCAAAUGCCGUGAUCCUACACGAAGACAAACAAUACUACCCUAGUGCACAGCAAGUCUACGGAACAGAAGUGGAGACUUUAGUCCAGGAAGAAGAUACACAACCUCUCUCUGAGCCUAUCGUUGCUCCAGUACAACAAAGGAAGUUCGCGAUUGAAGAGGCUGAGCUCCCUCCAGUUCACUUCUCGCGGGAGUUUAUGACAGAUCUCCUAAAUUUUCCUGAUCAAAUAAGAAACGUCGCGAUUGUCGGUCAUUUACACCAUGGAAAAACAGCGUUCAUGGAUAUGCUUGUAAUGCAGACGCAUGACUUGACAAAACGGCUAGAGAAACGAGCAGGCAGAAAAAAGGAAGAACAGCUUCGCUACACCGAUGUCCAUUUCUUAGAAAGAGAGAGAGGACUCUCUAUCAAAUCAGCUCCCAUGAGUUUAGUCCUUCAGGGCACUAAAGAGAAGUCUCAUUUAUUCAACAUUAUUGAUACCCCGGGGCAUGUGAACUUCGUGGAUGAAGUGGCUGCAGCAUCACGUCUUGUUGACGGCGUGGUGGUAGUUGUUGAUGUUGUGGAAGGUGUACAAUCAAAUACCGAGCAAAUAAUCAAACACGCAGUGCUAGAGGGCCUUCCUCUAACCAUGGUUGUGAACAAAAUGGAUCGGCUGGUACUUGAGCUGAAAAUACCACCCAACGACGCGUAUUUCAAGCUGAAGCAUGUGAUCGAAGAGGUCAACACGGUUAUUGAGAAUGUAUUGCCUGGCCAGGGUGAAAGUCGGCGACUCAGCCCGGAAAAGGGCAAUGUUGCAUUCGCGUGUGCUUCUAUGGGAUGGUGUUUCACCCUCCAAUCAUUUGCCAAAAUGUAUGCCGAAACCUAUCCUCAAAUCGAGACAUCAGAUUUUGCGCGGCGCCUUUGGGGUGAUAUCUUUUUCAAUCCAAAAAGCCGAAAGUUCACACGAAAAGGAGUUGAGGAAAAUUCUAAGAGAACUUUCGUCAAAUUUGUUCUAGAGCCAAUCUACAAGCUCUAUUCCCACACUAUAAGUGAGAGCCCGGAAGACUUGAAGCAAACACUGGCGAGCGUCGGCAUCUAUUUGAAACCAUCUCAACUGAAGUCAGACGCAAAUGAGCUGCUCAAGCUAGUUUGCGAACAGUUCUUCGGCCCGGCUACAGGAUUUGUAGACAUGAUAGUACAGCAUGUGCCUUCUCCAGCCGAUGGUGCGCGGAUGAAGCUGGAACGGUACUACACUGGACCCCUCGAUUCGAAAAUGGCCACUGCUAUGACUGCGUGUAACGCAGAUGGCCCACUCGUUGUCCAUAUCACGAAACUUUUUACUAGUACAGAUGCAUCAAGUUUUAACGCGUUUGGAAGAAUAAUGAGUGGGACUGCUCAACCUGGUCAACAAGUCCGAGUGUUAGGUGAGGGUUAUACUCCUGAAGACGAAGAAGACAUGGUGACCGCGACUAUUUCCGACACGUGGAUUGCCGAAACUGCCUAUAACAUCACAACCAGCGGUGUUCCCGCCGGAAACUUGGUUCUCCUGGGCGGUGUGGACAAUUCGAUCGUGAAGACAGCGACUAUUGUGCCUUUAAAACUUGAUGAUGACGAAGAAGCGUACAUAUUCAAACCAAUUCGGCAUAUGACGGAGUCUGUUUUUAAGGUCGCCGUUGAGCCGGUCAACCCAUCUGAACUACCUAAAAUGCUUGAUGGUCUCCGUAAAGUCAACAAGAGCUACCCCCUGAUUUCAACCAAAGUCGAGGAGUCUGGGGAGCAUGUCGUCUUAGGAACCGGUGAGCUUUAUAUGGAUUGCGUACUCCAUGACUUGCGACGUCUUUUUUCAGAGAUGGAGAUUAAGGUCUCGGACCCUGUCACCCGCUUUUGCGAGACAGUUGUUGAGACAUCGGCUAUUAUGUGCUAUUCCAUCACUCCAAACAAAAAGAACAAGAUAACCAUGAUUGCGGAGCCCUUGGAUGACGGGAUCGCAGAGGACAUUGAAAGUGGUAAAGUCAACAUCAAAGACCCGAUUCGCAAGGUGGCGCGGUUUUUUGAAGACAAGUACGAUUGGGAUAAACUAGCAGCGAGGAGCAUUUGGGCCUUUGGCCCAGAUGAGAUGGGACCUAACAUAUUACAAGAUGAUACUUUACCAUCCCAGGUUGAUAAGAGGCUUCUCGGAGGCGUCAGGGACUCUAUUACGCAAGGCUUUAGCUGGGGUACAAGGGAAGGUCCACUUUGUGAAGAGCCAAUUAGAAACACAAAAUUCAGGCUCACGGACGUCUCCCUUGCCGACCAGGCUAUCUAUAGGGGCGGUGGUCAAAUCAUUCCCACUGCCCGACGCGCGAUUUACUCGUCGUUCCUCAUGGCAUCUCCUCGCUUGAUGGAACCCAUCUAUUCUUGCACGAUGACAGGGCCUGCGGAUGCCGUCGCUUCGGUGUAUACUGUCCUUGCACGCAGGAGAGGCCAUGUCCUCUCUGAUGGGCCGAUCGCCGGUACACCACUUUAUUCAGUCCGCGGUCUAAUUCCAGUGAUAGACUCGUUCGGAUUCGAGACAGACCUUCGAAUCCAUACACAAGGCCAAGCUGCAGUUAAUCUUGUCUUCGAUAAAUGGAGCGUCGUUCCAGGAGAUCCGUUGGACCGUGAUAUCAAGGUAAAGCCACUGGAGAUGGCACCUGCAAUGGCCACCGCUCGGGACUUCGUACUGAAGACUAGGAAACGGAAAGGCUUGGGGGAGGAUGUCACCGUAAGCAAGUUUCUCGAACCGGAGCUCUGGAGAGGCCUGAAGGAGAGUGGUGUUUUGGAUUCAUGAUUUGUUAAUUUCUGGGCUUCGAUGGAACAUCAUAAUUUCCAUAUAGUUAUAUUGUUCGUAUAGAAUAAAAGAAAAUAGCCGGGCCCGGUUAUCCUUGUGAU
Messenger RNA from Aspergillus alliaceus, 3095 nucleotides. RefSeq names its product 116 kDa U5 small nuclear ribonucleoprotein component. Gene Ontology annotation, biological process: mRNA splicing, via spliceosome. The transcript is spliced from 4 exons. Lineage: Eukaryota; Fungi; Ascomycota; Eurotiomycetes; Eurotiales; Aspergillaceae. Gene Ontology annotation, molecular function: GTPase activity; translation elongation factor activity; GTP binding. The record is from RefSeq and is a predicted model, not a curated record. Gene Ontology annotation, cellular component: U2-type catalytic step 2 spliceosome; U4/U6 x U5 tri-snRNP complex; cytosol. Bases 37 to 2994 code for a protein of 985 amino acids.